Molecule: messenger RNA, 2022 nt
Organism: Aureobasidium melanogenum CBS 110374
Lineage: Eukaryota; Fungi; Ascomycota; Dothideomycetes; Dothideales; Saccotheciaceae
Exons: 1
Coding region: 1-2022 (673 amino acids)
Source: RefSeq, a predicted model, not a curated record
AUGAACUUGAAUUCUUCAUUCACCCCACGCGAGCUGCCUGAGCGACAGAAGAAACUCCAGCCGAUCCUUGGAAUCCCUGUACCAUAUCUCUUUGCAGCAACAUCUGUCGCUGCCGUCGCCUUGUUCAAUUGGCCACUCAGAUGGAUCCUCUCGGGUGCUGCCAUUUUGACAUUCGUCAUCCUCUCCGGCGCCGCUAAUGGUCACCGAAUUCUGCCCUUUUUCAACAUCUGGUCUCUAUUACUCUUGAUCAAUCUGUUCUAUGGAGUUGCUGCUACCUCCUGGCUCUUACAUGGCGCUUUUGUCGCAACAUGCUAUCCUGCGAUCUUCUUGACAUGCCUUUUCCAAUUUGAUCCCGUUGGAAGAUUCGUCAGAAGACGCAUCAGAAAUGUGCUCAAGCAGCUUCAGUUCAUUGAUGAUCAGAUCGCCUUUUUCGACAUACCAGCUCUGGAAAUCGAUGUCGACGUCAACGGUCUGAUGAACAUCCGUGGCAUGACCUUCCGGCUCUCUUCACUGAUGAUCAUUGCACAUGGCGUGGAAGUCGGCAUUAAAUUCUCCGACGAUAUGGAAGUCGCCAUUGCGGUGGACGAGGUCCGCAUCUCUCUUUUCAGAAGAAUCGACAUCUCCGACGUAUAUGCAAAUGUUAAGGGUGGUGAGCUUGAAAUGACACUUAGGCAGUUGGCAGAGAAUGGCAGAACACCUACCGACGAUUCGUUCAUGGUUUCUGAAACUCCUCUUCUUGCCACUGCGGCCAAGACUGGCGAUACACGUGCUCCCAUGGAGGCCAUGAAGGAAAGGAUGACAAAUGGUUCUGCCCCCCAGCCUACUUCUACCGGUGUCGGCCUGAAGGGAGUCAAACAGCUCUCGCCUGACGAUGAUCACGCAAGGGAGACCUACAAGUCGAUCCUCAACUACAUUCAAGAAACCAGCAUUAUUACCGUCAGCCAGCAGGAGGUCGAAAAGAAUGUGAAACAGAAACAAGUCGAUGACGAAAUUCUCGACAACAAGAAAGACCGUCGCUCUGCGAUUUGCUCACAACUGCACAGCAAGCCCACUGUCCCUCACUGUAGCACGCGGUCCAUUCGUGUCUCUACUCUGCAGCGGGAUAUGCCGAUGCGAAAGUUCCUCCACAGACUUCCUUUCCUCCUCAGAUGUCUUCUGAACCCAAUCGCGUACUUCCAUCCGGUCUACAUCAAGUCUAUCACUGCCGGAGGCUCAGGUGCCAUGAUCGAAACUAUGCUUCACCAACAAAUUUUCCAGGAUCACCCAGAGCAAGCUUCCGAUGUUAAGAAUCUCAAGAAGCGCAUUUCUGCCUGGCUAAAGGAUGCCAACUUUGUUUUUGAAGCCGAGAAGAUUACUGGCAUGGCUUCUGUACCCAUCAACCCAGUCUUCAACAUCGUUUCUGAUCUUCUGUUCGACGACAUCAUGAUCUACAGAACUGUCAAGGAAGAGGUUGACUACAAUCAAAUCGUUCGUCUUGGAGGAGCGGAUGCAAGGAUUAGUGUGCCGUCAUUCCUCUUGCCUCAUCACGAACAUAUCUUGCCUCCGGUCCCAACCUCGGAGGAUAAAGCUGCUCAGCAGGAAAAGAUUGACAACGCCGACAGUCAGCCGAAGACUAUCCAAGCCGAACAAGAAAUGGCCCAGCUGCGCAAGGAUGAAACUAACGUCAACAUCUCCGCCCAUGUGCGCCUACCUGCUUGUUUCGACCAAAAUCUGCUCGACUUUAUCGCAGCCUUGGUCAAGGCGACCAAGAUCGUCGAGAUGGACAGAGUUGAGAAGUCAUUGGACAAAGAGAUUCACGGCUUCAGAGAGUUUACAAAGGCAAUCAAGACUGAUCUCAAUGACAAGAUGAAGAAAGUCGCUAUGGAUGCUGCUGCCAACGAUAGAUGGAUUGCAAAGUUGGUCGGAAAGGUAACCAAGAAACUUGAGACGAUGCAGGGAGAUAUCGGUUACAGUGGUGACUUGCCGGUUCCUCUUGACAUCUACCGCAAGAAGGCGGAACCUGCCAGCAAGCUUAUGCCUUGA